This is a messenger RNA of Podarcis raffonei (Aeolian wall lizard), 3502 nucleotides long. RefSeq names its product galectin 3 binding protein (gene LGALS3BP). The transcript has 6 exons. Lineage: Eukaryota; Metazoa; Chordata; Lepidosauria; Squamata; Lacertidae. The coding region runs from base 989 to 2656 and encodes 555 amino acids. The record is from RefSeq and is a predicted model, not a curated record. Gene Ontology annotation, cellular component: membrane; extracellular matrix.
UGCUGCUGCAUUAUGCUCUAGGACCAUUGAGUCCAGCAUCCUGUUUUCACAGUGGCCAACCGGAUGCCUAUGGGAAGCUCACAAGCAGGACAUGAGUUCAACAGCCCUCACCCUACUUGGGAUUCCCAGCAAUGGGCAUUCAGAAGCAUGCUGCUUUUGACACUGGAGGAAGUAUAUAGCUACCAUGGCUAGUGGUCAUCAAUAGCCUUAUCUUCCAUAAACUUGUCUUAUCAAUAGCCUUAUCUUCAUCAGAGUUUUGCCAUCAUCAGCGAAAAUUGUGAAAGAAUCCUUUUAUGGAGCAUUAAGAGAUGUACCAUCUAAGGUCUUCACUGUACUCCCUUGCAGUUGUGUGACCUGCGUUCCUCACAGAGGAAUACCCCACCCUUGCAAUUCUCCUAUAUUCUCAUAUAUGAUACAGAAAAGCUUUCAACGGCAAAGCAACCAACCAAAGGGCUACAUAUUUAUCUGGCUGCCAUAUUAGAAACUGUAUCUUUAAUCAAGGGUGCAGACCUGAAACUAUCUGAAAAAUUAAUACCUACAAAGUGACCUCUCUUAUCACAACUUUACCAUCUAAACCCUUAAUACUUGAAACAUGGAUGUAUGCCCACACCUGCAAAAGAAGCUGUCCCUAAGAAAAAGAAUCUUUAUUUGCAGUAUCCUCCUGGUGAAGCAUGUUUAAAUAAUCUGCUUCUGUGUUACGAUUUGAACGCCAGUAACUAAUGGAAACGAAUCUGGUAUCUCGGGUCUUGAAGACCUCAGCAAAACCUCUAAUAUGUUUGUAUUUUUUGCAAACCGUUGGGGAAUGCAAAAGAGGGAAUUCUCCAGAAACAGUUUAUGUAUUUGUCAGCAAUGUAUUAUAGAAACUUAGUUGAAGGAUAGGAAACAGAAACUUUCUGUUCCUCCUCUACUCCUUCUUAAAGGGCAGUUUCAGAACUCUUUUGCAUCCUUGCCCUCACUCCUCUUUCUCAGAAGAUCUUCAAGGCCAACGAUGCAUUUCCAAAUUGCCAGCAUCUUCCAGGGUUGGCUGCACAGGACUACAUCUGGACUGCUAAUUCUCUGUCUGCUAUGCUCUGGCUUAGAUGACUCACUCCAUCUAUAUGAUGGAGCAGUCCGGCUGGCUCAGGGAAACUCUCUCACUGAGGGCCGUGUGGAGAUCUACUAUAAUGGCGAGUGGGGGACAGUAUGUGACGAUGGCUGGGAUAUUAUGGAUGCACACGUGGUCUGCCGUUCCCUGGGCUUCAUAAAUGCAGUAGAAGCAAAGCAAGGGGCAGCAUAUGGGGAAGGACUCGGUCCCAUUCUUCUAGAUGAUGUCGAUUGUAAUGGGACAGAGAAGUCUCUUGUACAAUGUAGAUCUCAAGGCUGGUUGUCACACAACUGCGGACAUGGGGAGGAUGCAGGAGUGGUGUGUGACAAGAAAACUGAGUUUUUCCUGGACCAUUCUGGAGGUUUUCCUGAGGACCUUGGUAAACUGUAUGACAGCCAGCAGGACUGUGACGUCAACAUCACUGUGCUGAUAGCAGAUAACAACACUGAAGUCCUGAGUCUGUGUGCACAUAGACUGAUUCUUCGUACAAACAGUGAGGCCAGCCUUCUUCUCCAAGGAAGCACACUGAAGGUAGAUGAAGAGUGCCUGCCCAAUGUGAACAGCUUCCUCAGGUACUUCUACUCGAGGCAGAUCAGAGUGACACUGCAUUCAGUAAAGUGCUUCCACAAGCUGGCUUUGGCCUACGUAGUUCCAAGCCUGCAAGCGUACUGCAUCCAGGUCUUCCCCAACUUAUUUCCAUUGGACCCCACUUUUCAUGUUCACCUGAAGCUGUACAACUACAGCCUGACCAGUGGAGAUGCCCAGCUGCAGGAUCUCACCAUGCAGCACCUAGCCUGGAACUGUGAGGCCUUGACUCGCACUGAGGCCUGGUUGGCCCUGACGCCAGAGAUGAUGGAGGCCCUGCUGUCCCGUACAGAUGUUGUGAUUCAGAAUGAAUGGUCCCUGCUGAAAGCUCUGGACCAAUGGGCUCAUACCAAUAAAAUAAAGGAAGGCCACGUGGAAAAGAUCCGCUUUCCUAUGCUUUUGCCAGAGCAGCUGCUGGAGCUCCAGUUCAACCUGACCUUUUAUGAGACUUAUAAGAAUAUUUUCCAGAGGAAGAUUAUGGAGGCUCUUGAAUUCCACACAGUGCCACUCAGAUUCCUAGAGCAGUACAAGCUCCAUGACCUCACAAGUGAUUCACACAUCCCUCGUUUUUACACUGAGCCCACUUGGAGCAUGCACCUAAGCUAUGACUUCUGGUUGCAGCAGUAUUUUCUUGGAUCCCAAGUCACCCAGCAACUUGAAACAAACAAGCACCCUAGCUUUCUUUUCAAGAUGCAGAAGAUAACCUGGGCCUUCAACUACCACAGCCCUGAACAAAGCCACCAAAAUGGUACAUGCUCUUCCUCAGACAUUACCCCUGUUAGCUAUCUUGCACUGGAAGGUUCUUCUGAUGACACCAUCCAUUACAAUAACAAAGCACUCUUGCUCUGCCAAAGUUCCUAUAUCGCAGGUAUUGUCAGUUUUCAAAAUGGUACGGCCGUGGUUCCCAAUGCCACCUUCUUCCCAUGCCCAACUCGCUACUCAGGUUUUAUUGUUGUGGUGCGUCCUAGUUACAAGCUGAACACAUAAAAGGCUAGGAUUCUCUGUUGCAGGCAGAAUAUAUAACAAGUCAAAAUCUGCCCUUGAGGCACAUCUCAUAGUACCUCAGCUUCUAUUGUUGUCCUAGCUGCUUCUCUAACUGUUGAUUCAGCAUUGUGUCUUGAUAGUCUAAGCCAGCAUCUAUAUCAUGGUGAGCUAAUUCAAAGUGGAUAGGUAAUUUUAUUCACCCUCGAGUUUGACAGAUGCAUCUACAAUUAAUCCUAAUUAAUUGAAGUCCCCAUGCUGUUGGAUGUGCAUUCCCUGCUCCUUUAUAUCCCCCUAGCUUGAGGUUCUCUCUUAAUAAAAUUUGAAAAACAAGUUGCCAACUUUCGCUUUCAAUAUUAUUAUAUUAUUAACAUUGAUUUAUUAAUUGCCUUCUAAACCACCAUCUCAAUAAGAUUUACAUAUGAAACAAUUAAAAACAGUUAAAAAUACAAAAAUGAACACAUUUUUAAAAAGACUAAAUCUCUAAGAAGUGGACACUCAUGGCAAAGACCCAUUUAGCCUGUUGGAACAAAAAUGUCUUCAGUUGUUUCCAGAAAUUGCAGAUUCUGAACAUGAAUGAUAUUCCAAAGAAAAGGGGUAGCAACACUAAAAGCUACACAUUUUUGGUGAUCCAAAAAGCCACCACCACCAUGCCAUUCUUCUAAAGAUCUCAGACAAAAAUGUCUUUGAGCAUUCACAGGAUGACCUUACCAUAGAGUCAGCUGCUAUUCUGAAAAACUGACCUAACAGCAGUGCCUCUGAACAUGUGCAAAGUAUGUUCGCCUUGUGAAGGGCACUGGUUUCUUUCUUUUUGUAACCUCGUAGAAUUAAAGAAUCCCUGUCUUCACGCAG